Molecule: messenger RNA, 1560 nt
Organism: Blepharisma stoltei
Lineage: Eukaryota; Ciliophora; Heterotrichea; Heterotrichida; Blepharismidae
Source: the annotation of a GenBank genome assembly
AUGGAUUGGAAAUACAAACUUCCCAGCAUUCAAAACCGCCUUCGAUUUCAACUCUUUUCUCGACGCUAUGACGGAAUGGAGCGGGUUUACCAUCUUUUCUCAGUAUUUUUCAUUUAGGAAAGCGAUAGAGACCAAAGUGGGAGUCUUGACCGUUAUGAGUUCGAAGCAUUUUUAAGCAAGGUUGGAUUAUUCCUCACAACCCAAGAGCAAAGUGAGCUUUUCAGAUAUUACGAUAAAAACCACGACGGCCAGAUCUCUGUGACUGAGUUCCUUUCUUCUCUGCAGUCAGAAAUGUCUGAGCAGCGCCUUAGUGCAGUCAAAGCUGCAUUUCAAUUUCUAGACACAGAAAACAGAGGCUCAGUUCCAAUUGAAAGGCUUCAAAGAUUAUAUCGUGCCAAUCGUCACCCAAGGGUGUUAACCAGAGAAAAAACAAUUGAGCAAGUGACUAAUGAGUUCAACUCUGCCUUAAGCAGAUAUUCAGACAAUGGAAUUAUGUCUGAAGAUGGCUUUUUAGCUUAUCACGCUUCUUUAAGUGCUACAAUUCCUACAGAAAGCGAUGAAUAUUUUACAAAUUUAUUAGUCGAGACUUGGGGUGUUAAUUUUACAAACCAAUUGUCAACAGGCAGGACUCUGGAAAAUCUUGAAGAAAUUUUAAAUGAAAAAAUAAGGCAAAGGACUAGCAGCUCAGAAGAUGAAGGAAAAAGUGUGUUAAGGACUUUUAAUUAUGUGGAUAAAGAUUCUUCAGGAGCUAUUACAUAUCAAGAGUUUAAGCAGGCUUUAGAUCAGUGGGGAUGUGCCUUCUCAGAUGAUGAAGCCAGGGCGCUGUUUGACAAUUAUGACAGGGAUAAGUCAGGGUAUUUGCUAAUAGAAGAAUUCGCUCAAGCUUUUGCGACGAGAGGGGCAGCUGGAUGCCAUCAGUUUAAUGGGAAAAGAGAGCCUCCUAAUUCAAUUAUUGAUAAAAUCAGAAAAGACUUGUUAAGGAGAGGAUUCCAUGGGAUUAGAAGCUUAGGCUUAGUUUUUAAAAGGCUUGACAUCACCCAGAGUGGAGUUUUGACUAAAAACGAUUUUGAAUGGGGGCUAAGAGACAAUGGCCACUUUUUGAACCAAAUGGACUUAGACCGCUUAUUCAACUAUUUUGACAAGAACCGCAACAGCAGGAUCCAAUAUAAUAAUUUCAUAGCGAUAUUGAGAGGAGACCUAAGUCAAGGCAGAAAACAAUUGGUUUCUGCUGCAUACCAAAAGCUGUCAAAUAAUGGAGUUUUGAGGCUAGAAGACUUAAGGGCAAACUAUGACCCUGGCUUCCACCCAGAGGCCAAAAGUGGAAGAAAGUCUCGUGAGCAAGUUCUCAGUGACUUUAUAAGCCAGUGGCCAGUUCCUAAUCAAGCGAUUAUUUCUGCUGAAGACUUUGAGAGCUAUUAUAAAGAUGUAUCACUCAGUUAUUCAAGAGAUGACGAAUUUGAGAAUAUGAUUAGGAGCGCUUGGCAUAUGGAAAUUCUGCCCACCCAGCCAUCUAAGACUCUGUCUUCAAUGCAGAGCACCCAAAGAAAUAAAGCUCGUUAA